AUCAUUUAUAAAGUCAAUUUUAUGACAUUGUUAUUUGUCAUAAAAAGGACUUUUAAAAUAACAUAGGAUCUACUAACUUUAAAUGUUUAAUUUGCUAUAAAAAAAUAUUAAAAAAUGAAAAAUUUUAUUAGUUAUAUAUAAGUGAAAUAUAACAAAUAUUAAAUGACGAGUUUGUAUAAAAAUUUAUAACGAAAAAUAGAUUCGAUUGGCAAAACAAAAAAAAAUAUUUUACUUAAUAAGAACAGGAAAAUUGUUGUGAUAUUUGUUUGCAUAAUUUUUAAUUUUUUAUUGUGAAUUAUUAAUACGUAAAAUAAAAAAGAAAAAAACUAAAAGAGGACAAUGAAUUCGACUGAUGUUUUAAAUUUAAUAAUAAAAGAGCUUGCUACAAAUUUAACAAAUGCAAGCUCUUCUUCAAAUGAUCACCAUCAUCAUCCCAGUAAUAAUGCUGGAAAUAUUUUUGCGAAAUCAUUAAAUGGAUCAACAGAUCAUGUUGAUGAUCAUGAUCACGAUCAUGACCACGAUCACGACCACGAUCAUGAAAAUGAUCAAAAUGAUAUAAUAAUUGCAAAAGCAACAGCAAUGGUAGUAUUAUUUUGUGCUUCUACAUUAUGCGGUUGCAUACCUUUUUUAUUGAAUCGCCGUUUUAAAUGGACCGAAAAGAAUACAAAUGCUAGAUCAGCAACUGUUGUGAAAUGUCUUUUAUAUUUUGGUGGUGGUGUUCUGUUAUGUACAACAUUUUUACAUUUAUUACCAGAAGUUAAAGAAAAUAUUCAAACAUUACAAUCGAAACAUGUUUUACCUGAUUUUAAUUUUAAUUUUGCUGAACUAUUAAUGUGUUUAGGUUUUUUUGCAAUGUUUUUAGUUGAAGAACUAAUACAUACAUACAUACAUCGACAUAAUAAAGAUGCACAAAAUGCUACUGGAGCAUUUGUACGUGGUAUUAGUAUAACAGAUAGUAUAUUAGUUAAAAGAAAAUCAACUUCAUCAUCAUCAUCAGCAGCAACAACAACAUCAUUGGCAAAUAAGGAAUCGAUUGGUGAUCAAAAAAAUUCAAAUGGUAUGAAAAAAAAUUAUGCAUCAGAUGAUGUUGAAAGAAAUCAAACCGUAUCAAAUAUGAUAAUCGAUAAUUUAGUUGAAAACAGUUUAAGCAAAGAAAAGGAAAUCACAAAUCAGACAAAUAAUUCCUCACAGGAACAACAACAAAAUCCUGGAAUAAUUAAUCAUAGUUAUGAACAUGAACAAAAUAUAAAUGGUCACCAUCAGCAUGACCACAUUUAUAAAAAGAAACCACUUAGUCGUAAUAAUAGUAGUUUUUAUAGUCAAGUACAUGAAAAUCAACAACACAAUAAUCAACAUCAUCGUGAUCAUCAAAAAAUUCACAAUAAUAAUAAUGAUAAUAUUCAUAAACAUGAUGACCACAAUGGUCAUGGUCAUAGUCAUGGUCACAGUCAUCUACCAAUUGGAGCUUUAAAUGAAGAUCAUAUUGUAGCAUCUUUACGUGGUUUAUUAGUUGUUUUAGCAUUAUCUGUACAUGAAUUAUUUGAAGGUUUAGCUGUCGGUCUAGAAAGUAAAACAGAUAAUGUUUGGUAUAUGUUUGGUGCUGUAUCAGCUCAUAAAUUAGUAUUAGCAUUUUGUGUUGGUGUUGAAUUAAUUGUAACAAGAACAAAAUUAUGGUUAUCAAUAACAUAUGUUAUCACAUUUGCAAUUGUUAGUCCACUUGGUAUUGGUAUUGGUAUACUUGUAAGUUCAUAUGAUAAUGGUACUGCAUCAGCAAUUCCAUCAGCAAUAUUACAAGGAUUAGCAACUGGUACUUUAUUAUAUGUUGUAUUUUUUGAAAUAUUAUCAAAAGAACGUAGUGGUUUAAUACCAUAUGCAUCAUUUGUAGUUGGUUUUGUUGUUAUGUUUGGAUUACAAUUUGCAACUGGACACGAACAUUCACAUGAUCAUGGACAUAGUCAUGGAGAUGGUGCACAUGGGCAUAGUUCAAAAAAUCAUGAUAAUCAAAAUGAUGAUGAUAUUGAUUAUACAAAAAAAUCAAUACAAGAACAACUUGAAAUUAUACGUGCUGCUGGAAGAGAAUUAUUAGAGAAAAAUCAUUAUCAACUUCAUCAUUUACAACAUCAGAAUACAAAUCAUGAUCAUCAUCAUCAACAUCAUGAAUAGAAAAAAAUCAUAAUGAAUUACGAUAAUAAUAGUAUUUUUUUAAAAUAUAUAAAAAUUAGUGAUUUUAAAAAAGAAUUUUUGUAUUUAAUUUCUGUUCGAUUACAAAAUGAAAAUUGCCAUCCGGAAGCAAUAAUUUUUUGAUAAAAAACAAAAUAAACAAAAAUUUUUUUUUUUUUAAUAUUGUAAAACGUUUUGAAGAAAAUUUGCUACAAAUGACGUGUAUAAUAAAUAUUUUAUUGGUUUUACAAAAAAUUGCCUCCAAUUUUAAAUAAAUGUGAAAAUUUAGAUUACUUAAUUAAUAAUUGUACACAAAUUGUAAUUAUUUUAUAAAAAUAAUUUAAUUGAUAUUUUCCAAUUUUAAAUAAUAUUGUAGAUUUUAUUAAGACUUUACUGUAUAGCUAAUAUAAUAAAAUAUU
Molecule: messenger RNA, 2579 nt
Organism: Condylostylus longicornis
Lineage: Eukaryota; Metazoa; Arthropoda; Insecta; Diptera; Dolichopodidae
Product: protein zntD-like
Exons: 2
Coding region: 340-2163 (607 amino acids)
Biological process (GO): zinc ion transmembrane transport
Cellular component (GO): plasma membrane
Molecular function (GO): zinc ion transmembrane transporter activity
Source: RefSeq, a predicted model, not a curated record